Molecule: messenger RNA, 1477 nt
Organism: Toxotes jaculatrix (banded archerfish)
Lineage: Eukaryota; Metazoa; Chordata; Actinopteri; Toxotidae
Product: rho-related GTP-binding protein RhoN-like
Exons: 5
Coding region: 186-878 (230 amino acids)
Biological process (GO): small GTPase-mediated signal transduction
Molecular function (GO): GTP binding; GTPase activity
Source: RefSeq, a predicted model, not a curated record
AGGAGCGCGGCAUUACGCAGAGCAUGUAGCCGAAACUACAUCAGACUGUGGAGCUGAAGUUUUUUUUUGGCUUCUUCGAGAGAAACAUUUACGACAUUUAGAUCCGAUCUUCGACUCUCAGCGGGCUCGGAGCUAAAUGACAAGGAGGCAGAGACACAGAACCACUCAGUGAUUCGCGGGGCACGAUGGAGAGCAAGGGAUUACUUCGCUGUAAGAUCGUGGUGGUCGGCGAUACGCAGUGUGGCAAGACUGCUCUCCUCCACGUCUUUGCCAAAGACUCGUACCCAGAGAACUAUGUUCCCACGGUGUUUGAGAAUUAUACAGCCAGCUUCGAGAUCGACAAGCAGAGGAUCGAGCUCAACAUGUGGGACACUUCGGGUUCAGCCUACUACGACAAUGUGCGGCCAUUAGCUUAUCCUGACUCAGAUGCUGUACUCAUCUGCUUUGACAUCAGCCGUCCGGAGACACUGGACAGUGUCCUGAAAAAGUGGCAGGGUGAGACGCAGGAGUUCUGUCCCAGUGCCAAAGUGGUGCUGGUCGGCUGCAAGUUGGACAUGAGGACGGACCUCAAUGUCCUGAGAGAGCUUUCCAAACACAGGCUCAUUCCUGUCACCCACGAGCAGGGCACAAAUUUGGCGAGGCAGAUCGGUGCCGUCGCCUACACAGAGUGCACCUCAAAGUAUUCAGAGAACAGCGUCCGUGAUGUUUUCCACGUCACCACGCUGGCAUCUGUGUCCCGCAUCCACCGGCCUCAGCUCAAACGUGCUGGCUCACGUCGUGGUCUCAAGCGGGUUUCCCAGCAGCCGCCACGGACUGAGAUCCAUGAGCACCCACCUCCCAUUAGAAAGGACCGGGCCAAAAGCUGCGUGCUCAUGUAGGACCAGAGUCUACCAGCGACCUGACCUGUGUGUGCUGAUGGACAUGAACCAUACCGCACAUGAACUUAAUUUAUUGGUGAAUUCUUGUCAAAUCUUUGCACUGCAUAAAGGACAAUGUGAUGAAAACAAGAAUGAAUGCUAUCCUGUGGAGUUCUUUAAGGAAUUGUUUGUCAAUCUUUAGCAAAACUCUCCUUGUUAUUUUUCUCUGUGGCUGUGCUCUCAUCGGGGGGGACUGUAGUGGCAAAAGCUAUUUUUCUUUAAUGCUUUUACUUGAACAAGUGGACAAAAAUGGGCAUGGACCCAAACAGGCUGGUUAGCAAAUGAAACGCAAGGACAGAAAAAAAAAAGUGUGCGUGGAAAUUAAAGAAAAAAAAAACUCUGAAAGAUCACUUUGCAGGAACCAGCAGUAACAGUGCUGGUCUUGACCUCUUUUAUGCCGUUUCCUGUUUUGAAAUGCUAUUCUCUCUUUAAGUGUUUAAGUAUAUGAAGCACAAUACAAUGCACGCAAAAUAUUCUGAGCUACCCGUAAACGUCAGGGAAUGAACUCUGCUGUUCCACUUCAUAUGACAAGUUGAAAAGAAAAUCUGGUCAGACAAAAU